CAAUUACACACGCCCCCACAUUCUUCUUCUCACUUCCAAUUCCUUCACUUCACCCGCUUAAAACCACCCCCUCAAGAGUGUAUAGUGUUUAAGCACUCUGAGACUGGGACACAACUUCUCAGAUAUACCUUAACGUAUGAAUGAAUGAAUGAGACAAAUAUGUUAGAGCCCAGAGCCAGAUUCACAGCAGCAGAUCUUCUUUCUCUGAUACUCAUUGUAAGCUCCUAUCUAAAGGCAGAAUCAGCCAUUGGAGUGAACUGGGGAACCAUUUCAUUCCACAGGCUGAAGCCCUCCACUGUGGUGGAUCUCCUCAAGGACAACAAGGUACAAAAAGUGAAGCUUUUUGAAGCAGAGCCAGAUGUUAUGAAGGCUCUCAUGGGGUCUGGGAUUCAGGUCAUGGUUGGAGUUCCCAAUGAGAUGCUGGCUGCCCUGGGCUCAUCCACUGUGGCCUCUGAUUUGUGGGUUCGCCAGAACGUCUCCAGAUAUAUGGGUAAAGUUGGUAUUGAUAUCAGGUAUGUUGCAGUAGGAAAUGAGCCCUUUCUUUCCAGUUACUCAGGUCAAUAUGAGCCCUAUGUCAUGCCUGCACUGCUCAACCUACAACAGUCCUUAGCCAAAGCAAAUCUUGCAGGAUAUGUAAAGCUGGUGGUCCCUUGCAAUGCUGAUGCCUAUGAGUCCGAUCUUCCUUCUCAAGGGGCAUUCCGACCCGAACUGGCCCAAAUUAUGACUCAACUUGUUUCGUUCCUCAACUCAAUUGGUUCCCCAUUUGUAGUAAAUAUCUAUCCAUUUCUAAGCCUCUACGGGAACUCGGAUUUCCCGCAAGAUUAUGCAUUCUUUGAGGGGACUACUCAUGCUGUUACAGAUGGAGCCAAUGUUUACUACAAUGCAUUUGAUGGAAAUUUUGACACUUUAGUUGCAGCACUCAGCAAAAUUGGAUAUGGUCAGAUGCCCAUAGUCAUUGGGGAGGUAGGUUGGCCUACAGAUGGAGCCAUCGGUGCAAAUCUCACUGCUGCAAGGGUUUUCAAUCAAGGGCUCAUAAAUCAUGUUCUAAGUAACCAAGGAACUCCACUGAGGCCAGGUGUCCCUCCCAUGGAUAUUUAUCUUUUCAGUCUACUUGAUGAAGGGGCAAAGAGCAUAAUUCCAGGAACCUUUGAGAGACAUUGGGGUAUUUUUUCCUUUGAUGGCCAAGCUAAAUAUCCACUAAACCUUGGUUUGGGCAGCAGAUUGUUAAAGAAUGCAAGGAAUGUUCAGUAUCUUCCAUCUAGAUGGUGUGUGGCAAAUCCAUCUACAGAUUUGUCUGAUGUGACGAACCACAUGAAAAUUGCCUGUGGUGUUGCGGAUUGCACCACACUUAACUAUGGGGGAUCAUGUAAUGGCAUUGGAGCAAAGGGAAACAUCUCAUAUGCAUUCAACAGUUACUAUCAGCUGCAAAUGCAAAAUUCGCAGAGCUGUGAUUUUGAUGGGCUUGGUAUGGUCACUUUCCUAGACCCUUCUGUUGGUGAUUGUAGGUUUCUUGUGGGCGUCACUGAUGUUAAGUCAUCAAGUUUUCGACCAGUUUGUAGGUGGGCCAUUCUUUGGGUUUUGUUUCUGUGGGGGCUUUGGGUCUUUGUAAUGUGAAAAGAGGUUUCCUUAGUGGGUUUUUUCACAGUUCCCUCUUCUGAAACUACGAAUGCAAAACAUAGGGGAUAGAAUACGAUAUUUCAUUAGAAAGGUUCAAAAUCAUUCCAGGUAGCUGAUUGACUGAUCGUAUUAUGUGAGAGAAAAAGUAAACGCAUAUGUAUUGAAUUAUUUAUAUAUACUUUUAUAUCCA
This is a messenger RNA of Alnus glutinosa, 1807 nucleotides long. Its product is annotated as glucan endo-1,3-beta-glucosidase 5. Lineage: Eukaryota; Viridiplantae; Streptophyta; Magnoliopsida; Fagales; Betulaceae. The coding region runs from base 145 to 1614 and encodes 489 amino acids. Gene Ontology annotation, molecular function: hydrolase activity, hydrolyzing O-glycosyl compounds. Gene Ontology annotation, cellular component: plasma membrane. The transcript has 2 exons. The record is from RefSeq and is a predicted model, not a curated record. Gene Ontology annotation, biological process: carbohydrate metabolic process.